Molecule: messenger RNA, 1480 nt
Organism: Cutaneotrichosporon oleaginosum
Lineage: Eukaryota; Fungi; Basidiomycota; Tremellomycetes; Trichosporonales; Trichosporonaceae
Biological process (GO): secondary metabolite biosynthetic process
Molecular function (GO): FAD binding
Source: RefSeq, a predicted model, not a curated record
CUCCGGACAUCUCAGACCCGGGCCGUUCUUGCCCACCAUCAACAUCAACGCCCAGGACACGCAUGUCGCCGCCUCCGAUAUCCUCAGCUUGCAUAUAUCCUGCGCUGGACGUCAAGCCAAGGCCGAACAGCGAGCGCUCACCAAGACCAAGACCAUGACCUCGAAGGACUUUACCGUUGCCAUUGUGGGUGGCGGCAUCGCGGGCCUGACCCUCGCGAUCGCGCUGCACGCGCGCAACGUCAACGUGACAGUAUACGAGCGGGCGGCGGCGUUCGGCGAGAUCGGUGCCGGGGUGAGCUUUACGCCGAACGCGGUCGAGGCGAUGAAGGUGUGCCAUAUGGGCGUGUACGACGCCUUUGAGCGGGUGUGCACGCGCGUGACCUCGCCCGAGAAGCGCGCCGCCGGCGUCUUCUUCGACUACGUCAAGGGGUACGACCCGAGCCUCGGGCCCGGCGAGAUGCCCAAGAUCGAGUUCACGCUGCGCAGCGCAUACGGACAGAACGCGGUGCACCGCGCCCACUUCCUCGACGAGCUUGUCAAGCUCUUGCCCGCGGACAUUGCGCGGUUCGGCAAGGGCCUCGUCUCCGUGUCCCAGGACGGGGAGGAAGCCGAGAUGCGCUUCGAGGACGGGAGCACGGCGCGCGCCGACGUGGUUAUUGGGUGCGACGGGAUCAAGUCGCGCGUAAGGCGGAGCAUGUUCGGCGACGACGCGCCGUGUGCGUAUCCCUCCUACACGCACAAGUAUGCGUAUCGUGGGCUCAUCCCGAUCGAGAAGGCGCGCGCGGCCCUCGGUGACGACUUGGGAGGCAACGCGUUCAUGCAUCUCGGGCCGAACGGACAUCUCCUCACGUUCCCGGUCGCACAUGGCAAGACGUUGAAUGUGGUCGCGUUCCAUCAGGAUGACGGGGAGUGGCCGGAUGCGGAACGGCUGACGCGGCAAGGCACGCGCGCGCAGGCGCUCAAGGACUUUGAGGGGUGGAGUCCGGCUGUGCAAGCGCUGCUGUCGAUGUGCGACGAGACGCUGAGUGUGUGGGCCAUCUUUGACCUCGCAAACCCCGUGCCCUCGUUCUCGCGCGGCCGCGUCGCGCUCUCCGGCGACGCAGCACACGCCACGUCGCCACACCACGGCGCCGGUGCGGGCUUCUGCAUCGAAGACGCGGCGGUUCUGGCAACCCUCCUGUCCGACCCCGCAGCGACGCGCGCCAACCUCCCCGUGGUGCUGGAAGCGUACGACGCGGCGCGGCGGGAGCGGGGCCACUGGCUGGUGGAGAGCUCGCGCCACCUCGGGCGCAUGUACGACUGGCAGGAGAGCAUGGGGAACGACAUGGCGGCGAUCCACGCAGACCUCGAGGAGCGGUACAAGAUCAUCUAUGGGGACGGGGCGGAGGCCAUGUGCGAGGCGGCGCGGGACGAGCUGCAUAAGCGGAUAGCGUAGGCAUGGCUAGAUGAUAGAGACGGUGGCGAUAUGCCAUGACCGCCG